Molecule: messenger RNA, 1149 nt
Organism: Exophiala bonariae
Lineage: Eukaryota; Fungi; Ascomycota; Eurotiomycetes; Chaetothyriales; Herpotrichiellaceae
Gene: CYS17
Product: Cysteine synthase 1
Exons: 2
Coding region: 1-1149 (382 amino acids)
Cellular component (GO): cytoplasm
Molecular function (GO): pyridoxal phosphate binding
Source: RefSeq, a predicted model, not a curated record
AUGGCCAAUGUUCUGAGGAAUUCUGUGCGCCGCUUCGCAACGACUGCAGCUCGUGCGGCCACUGCAGAAACUGUUAAUACCUAUGGAAUUCGCGUGUCGCAAGCCCAGGGGGUUGUUGACACCCUGGUGGGAGCUAUUGGCAACACCCCAUUGAUAAAGCUCAAAAAGCUCUCUGCCGAGACAGGAUGCAAUAUCCUUGGAAAGGCCGAGUUUCAGAAUCCUGGUGGAAGCAUCAAGGAUCGAGCCGCUUUGUACGUCGUCAAGGAUGCAGAAGAGCGUGGACUACUUAAGCCAGGAGGAACAGUCGUUGAAGGAACAGCAGGGAAUACUGGAAUUGGUCUGGCACAUGUCUGCAGAGCGAAGGGAUACAAACUCGUCAUAUACAUGCCCAAUACUCAGUCACAGGGAAAGAUCGAUCUCCUGAGGCUUCUCGGUGCCGAAGUCUACCCCGUACCUGCUGUCGCGUGGGAGAACUCUGAAAACUAUAAUUGGCAGGCGAAGAGGCAUGCGGAGAGGCUGCAGAAGGAAGACCCCGAGCACGGCGCAGUCUGGACCAAUCAGUUUGACAAUAUUGCCAACAGACGGGCACAUAUUGAGACGACUGGGCCAGAAAUCUGGGCGCAAACUAUCGGCAAAGUGGAUGCUUUUACCUGUGCGACAGGCACAGGUGGCACAUUAGCUGGCGUAACACGGUUUUUGAAAGAUGUCAGUGAUGGACGCGUGAAAUCCUUCCUUGCUGAUCCACCGGGCUCUGUUCUGCACUCAUAUAUCAGCUCUGGAGGUCAGCUCAAAGAGAGAUCUGGUGGGAGUAUAACAGAGGGCAUUGGUCAAGGGCGCGUGACGGAUAACUUGGAAAAUGAGGUCAAGGAGCUUGACGGGUCACUUUUCAUUUCGGAUGAAAAGAGCAUAGCAAUGGUCUACCGAUGUCUAGACGAGGAGGGCCUCUAUCUCGGUGCCAGUUCCGCUCUCAACGUCGUGGCUGCCAAGGAGGUGGCAGAAAAACUUGGUCCUAACCACACGGUUGUGACUAUGCUUUGCGAUGGUGCUUAUAGAUAUGCGGAUCGGCUUUUCAGCGACAAAUGGUUGCAGAGCAAGAACCUCAGGCAGGCCAUUCCGAAGCAUUUGGAGAAAUACAUUGUUCUGCCGUAG